AAAAGGAUGAAAACAUUGAAGUGGCAAACCCUAUGAGCCAAAGUCCACUUGAUGCUUUGCGGGCUCCAAGGCAACAUGGAAGGGGAUUUCACUGGGAAAGAAAUGUACCAUCUGAAUUUUGAUCCCAAAGGUUAUUUCAGUAUGUACAAGAACUUUGGCCUGGGAAUCUCUCCAGGAAAUGAUGAGAGGAUACGCUUCAUUCUGGAGCAUCUCCACAAGACAUUUGCACAUGAUGGCAUCCGAGGAGACACCCUGAUCGACAUCGGCAGUGGUCCUUCCAUCUACCAGCUCCUCUCCGCCUGUGAGUCCUUCAAGGAAAUCAUUGUCAGUGAUUUAGUUGAGAAGAACCGGGAGGAGAUGCAGAAGUGGCUGAGGAAGGAUCCAAACGCAUUCGACUGGACCCCCAUCGUCAAAUACGUCUGUCAGCUUGAGGGGAACAGGGAGACGUGGCUGGAAAAAGAAGAGAAGCUCCGGAGGACCGUCAAGCAAGUCCUGAAAUGCAACGUGACUUUGGCCAACCCUUUCGAUCCUUUGGUGGUCCCUCCGGCCGAUUGUGUCCUCUGCUCUUGCUGCCUGGAAGCAGCUUCCAAAGAUUUUCCUGCUUAUCGCUCAGCCAUGAAGAAUGUGGCCUCCGUGGUCAAACCUGGAGGUCACUUUAUCUUCGUGAUACCAAUUGGAGCCACCUACUACGUGGCCGGGCAAAGCAAGUUCACCAACCUUUGCGUGACUCCAGAGAUGGUCAAAGUGGCUGUGAAAGAGGCCGGUUUUGAAAUUGUACACUUUGAGAAUCUCAUUGUGGAUUUUCCAGUGGAGCUGAGUGAUACCAAGAGUUUUGGUUUUCUGGUAGCCCAAAAGUGCAACAAAGCCUAGGUGGCCUUUGGGAAAGUGAAGGAGUGACCCUUUGAGGGAAUCCUGAACAGAUAAACAAUGCUCUCACACUUC
Messenger RNA from Anolis sagrei ordinatus, 942 nucleotides. Its product is annotated as nicotinamide N-methyltransferase-like. Gene Ontology annotation, molecular function: N-methyltransferase activity. The record is from RefSeq and is a predicted model, not a curated record. NCBI's taxonomy places the organism in Eukaryota, Metazoa, Chordata, Lepidosauria, Squamata, Anolidae. Gene Ontology annotation, cellular component: cytosol.